GCACCUGCAGAGGCACCGGCAGAGGCACCGGCAGAGGCACCGGCACCGGUGGUAGCAGAAACGACCCAAGGCUCUGAGGGAACGGAGGACAACUCCAGUAAACCUUCCGACGUGAAUGCUACUAUCGAAACCAAGACGGAGGCACCAGAGACGGCCCCAGGGUCUGAAACAACGGCGGACAAUUUCAGCAAGCCGGUGGAUGCGAGCAACACCACCGAGACCACCGAAACCGUCGACACCAAGCCAACGCCUGAGCCGGCUCCAGCAGUCCCCAAUGAGACGCACAUCAAGUUGCAAGCAGAGUGGGAGGAUAAGGUUGGAGGGGUUUGCUGCUACAAUGGUGCCAGUGUGGAUGACAUUUGUGGCACCUGCUUCCCUGCUGCCAUUGCAGACUUCGAAAGCACCUGCGCUGCCGGCCGCUGGAAGUGCGACAGCUGUGGCGGUGCCUGGUGCGAGCCCAAGUGCGUCAUCAGCGCGCAAGACCCCAAGAACAUGUGCAACACGGCCUUCGACUCAGGCAUUGCGGAGAGCAACAGCACCUGCGGCAAGAGCCACGCGGGUUGCAGCGCCUGCGGCGGCGAGUGGUGCCGCACAGGUGUCAAGAAGCUCGCCGGUGGUGCUGGCUCGGUCAACGAGAACACGGGUGCCGCAAGUGCCGCAAAUGCAGUGGCAACGGGUGGCUUCUGCUGCUACCGGGGAGAUUCCUUCGCGAAGGACAUGUGCACAGCUUGCCUGGACGUUUCCCAGGACAUCAACUGUGCCAGCAAGUCCAAGUGCGGUACUUGCGGAGGCAAUUGGUGCGCAGCUCCCAGGUGUGUGACGGCCUACAGCGACAAGGCUGACGCUUGCCACUCCGCGUACGGACCGAGCAGCGUCGCCCAUGUGAACAACUAUUGCAGCAGCUCCGAGAACACAUGCAUCAACUGCGGCGGCGCUUGGUGCAACUCCGACGACAUCACCUUUGCGAACGGAGCCAAGUUCGACCCGGAUGGUAGCAGCAAGCCGAAGCCUGAUGAUGACGAUGACGCCCAAGAGGAGUCGGAUGAUGACGACGAAGAUGAGGACGUUGAGGACGAUCCUGACUUCGACCCUGUUGACGGCUUCAAGCCUCUGGUUGACCUGCAAUGA
This is a messenger RNA of Symbiodinium sp. CCMP2456, 1128 nucleotides long. Lineage: Eukaryota; Dinophyceae; Suessiales; Symbiodiniaceae. The record is from the annotation of a GenBank genome assembly.